Messenger RNA from Marchantia polymorpha subsp. ruderalis, 1417 nucleotides. NCBI's taxonomy places the organism in Eukaryota, Viridiplantae, Streptophyta, Marchantiopsida, Marchantiales, Marchantiaceae. The record is from the annotation of a GenBank genome assembly.
GGCUGCUGAGUCCAAGGAAAGUAUUUUCAAAUGUGCGCAUCGUCCGAGAUGAUGAGAUGAGAUGCUAACAAGAAUUUGUGAAUCCGGCCAGUUCAUACUUCUGACUGUCCUGAGGACCUUUUCGGCGGGUACGAACUUUUCCACAUUCACGGUACAGACUCAGUAGCCAACAUGUCCAAAAUAAUCCGCUUUUGUGAGUAUUUCUGAGCACCUUCUGCUCGAGUUGUGAUGCUUGCUCCAUUCAUCAGACUAGGCACCAUACCGCGCUUUUUCUAAAAUGGAGUACGGGAAUGCAUGAAGAAUCUAUGUUUAUCUAAUCUGAACUUAGUGUUGUUCGUAAGCGAUUGGAUAACAAAAGGGAGAGGGUGACAGUCGGCAUGUCAUGUCGGGUAGUAGAUAAGCCGAACGCUCUGGGGUGAUACUCUCCGACGUGUCCCUCAAUUCUUUUAUCGGAGGAAAGAUUAGAGUGGGGCUUGUCAUUCCAAGGGCAAAAGUGGUCUUUACUCGUCAACAGAUUGCCUCGCUUCUCCGAGUAUAUAAGAAGCUGAUUCAAGCGUCUCUUGCGUGCUAAACUUACAAAGGAGUGCGCUGCUUUUGACGACUUCGUCGACAGGAUUCAGGAACCAGGGUACUCUAUAAAAUGGCUCUCAUGUCCGCCGCUGCGUACAUUCCGCUGCUAUGUGCCUGCUCGUUGAUGCUCACCAGCUACGUGGAAGCUUUUUCGAACGUGCUGCUGCAACGUUCCACUAUGUUUUCUGGGCAAUAUCUUGCUGAGGGACCAUAUCAGUUCAAAAUGCAAGAGGACUGCAACCUCGUGGUGUACAACAACGGGCAACCAAUCUGGGCGACCGAUACCGGUGGUCUAGGCCGCGACUGCGAGUUCAGACUGAAGUCAAAUGGAAACGCAGUACUCUACACUGGCUAUGACAACGCCUUGUUUGAGUCCAAGACUGCGGACAUGAACAACGGGGCUCACUACAUAAUAAUGCAGUGUGAUGGCAACGUGGUGAUGUACACUGCAGAAGGGAGCCCGAUUUGGGCGACCAUGACAAACGGAAAAGUCCAGGUCAUCGAUCUCGGGACACCUCCCACUCCAACCGUGAACUCCACCUCGUCGGCUGUCAUCAAGUCUGUGAGAGGAGGACGUUCUCACUAAUGAGGUGACAAGGAGAAAUACUUCUGGCAGUCACCAUCUGAAGAAGGAAACCUACUCUGAAUAUGGCAGAUCCAAACGGUUAUGUUAUUCUAGUGUUUCUGGGGUUGGAUUUGCGGUUAUUGAUCUAGUAUACAGAUGAAGAUGGUUAAAAGUUUGCUAAAUAAUCGCACGAAUCUGGGAUCACGAUAUAGACCUUCUCAGAUCUGUACACAUCUUUACUCUGGUAUUAUCUAAAUGUGCAUUUGAGAUGUGAGAUUUCCA